UCCUUUCUCUCUAUAUAUAUUUCAAUUCCCCACAGCCCCCUCCCACCCCAACAAACUCAAUUCUAUCACCCUCAAUUCCCAUAAAUUUAUUCUGAUCAAUAUUAUUAUUAAUUCUCUAUAUUUGUUUAUUUUGGUCAUAAAUUAUGGGGUUUGGAAGGUUAAUUAUUGUUGGUUUAGUGAGUGUUAUGGGUUUAGCUAUGGUCUGUUCAUGUGAAGCUCGGAAAUUUUAUGUUGGUGGCAAAGAUGGUUGGGGUUUGAACCCUUCUGAAAGCUUCAAUCAUUGGGCUGAACGUAAUAGGUUUCAAGUCAAUGAUACUCUUUAUUUCAAGUACAAAAACGAGACAGAAUCGGUGUUGGUUGUAAGCAAAGAAGAUUAUUUUUCAUGCAACACCAAAAACCCAGUUAUUUCCUUGAAAGAAAAUAAUGGUGAAUCAGUCUUCAAAUUUGGUCACUCUGGUCCUUUUUAUUUCAUCAGUGAAAAUGGUGAUUCGUGUCAAAAGGGUCAAAAGCUCAUUGUUGUGGUUCUCGCUUUGACACAUAAUAAACAUCACCAAGCUCAGUCUCAGCCCCCACAUUCUUCCUUUCCUCCGGUGGCGCCUCCCUCGCAAUCCCUAAGCCCCACCGCUGAGUCACCGGAAAAAUCUGGAACCGCGCCGGCUCCGGCCAAGAGUUCUGCCUCCGGCCGAGGUGGAGUUGCAUUCAGUUUGUUGGGUGUAGCGAUGAUCAAUGUUGUUGUUCUUUUAGUGUGACUUUUUUUUUUUUUUUUUAAUUAGUUUUUGAAAUUGAGUUUUAAUUUGGGUGUUUUUUUUGGGGUCUACAUUUUGUAUCCAUUCAAGAAUUUGUUUGAAAUUUGUCAAUGUUGAUGGUGAAUUAUCAUAAUAUCACAACUCUA
Molecule: messenger RNA, 892 nt
Organism: Cucumis melo (muskmelon)
Lineage: Eukaryota; Viridiplantae; Streptophyta; Magnoliopsida; Cucurbitales; Cucurbitaceae
Product: early nodulin-like protein 1
Exons: 2
Coding region: 144-749 (201 amino acids)
Cellular component (GO): plasma membrane
Molecular function (GO): electron transfer activity
Source: RefSeq, a predicted model, not a curated record